Dissoconium aciculare CBS 342.82 is the source of this 1632-nucleotide messenger RNA. RefSeq lists its product as uncharacterized. Gene Ontology annotation, biological process: actin cortical patch localization; actin cortical patch assembly; endocytosis. Gene Ontology annotation, molecular function: Arp2/3 complex binding. The record is from RefSeq and is a predicted model, not a curated record. Lineage: Eukaryota; Fungi; Ascomycota; Dothideomycetes; Mycosphaerellales; Dissoconiaceae. Bases 1 to 1632 code for a protein of 543 amino acids. Gene Ontology annotation, cellular component: actin cortical patch. The transcript has 6 exons.
AUGGACGACGGCGAAGAGCCAGAUGCGCUGCUGCCGGCGCACAUUUCGACUCAAGAGCAGUUCUGGGCUGAACUCGACGGCAUUCUUUCCUCAGCAGAGGACGACCACGAAGAGAUCGACGAUGUAUUGCGCGCAUUGUUAGAAUUGGUCGCCGUGGGCCAGGAGAAAUUCCUUGAGACGGAACACGAGAUUCUAGGAUGUUGCGAACGGUUGCGCACGGCGCAUUUCUUCGACUCUAAUCGGGAAUAUAUCCUCCGGCAACUCUUGGAGUGUCUGCUCAGCGACGACGAUGUCUACACAAUCCACAUCGCGGCAUCGGUGCUUCUUCUGGACGCUCGUACGAAUGGAGACUUUCAUGGAGCAAUGCAGGCCCUGGGUGCAUUCCCGCGCCUGGUUGACUUGAUCCGGCAAGCGACAGACAAUGACAAGGGAUUGCAUCGAACGCUCCUCGAACUUUUGUUUGAGAUGUCUCGGGUACAGAAGCUGGAGCGAGAAGACUUGACAACCGUGGACGAUGCUUUCGUUGAAACCUUAUUCGAGCUCAUCGAGCAAAUAUCUAAUGAUGUUGAUCAUCCAUAUCAUCCGCCAGUCAUCGGAGUAUUACUUGUUUUAAAUGAGCAAUAUAUGUGUCUUGCCAACGAGCCACCUUCGCCAUCCUCACCCAUCGAACCCGUGACGAACCGUAUACUCAAAAUACUAUCAUUACGCACUCGAUCAUUCAGAACAUUUGGUCAGAAUAUUGUAUUGGUUCUCAACCGUGAGAUGGAUCUCAGUCCUCAAUUGCUCAUCCUCAAGCUGCUUUAUCUGAUCUUCACGACGCCUUCUACCUACGAGUACUUCUAUACUAAUGACCUGUAUGUCAUUGUCGACGUUUUUAUUCGAAAUCUUCUCAAUCUCGAGCCGACUCAUGAGGGCGAUGCCUACGACCCCGGGAAGGACUCGCAGAGCGCCGGCCAGCGCGCUCUUGUGCACACAUACCUCCGAGUACUUUGCCCGCUUCUCAAGAAUACUCAAAUGGCACGAGAAGGCAGCAAUUACAAACGCGAAGAAGUUCGCAGGUUGUUGAACGUUCUUGCAAAUUACUCAUCCGACCACUUCACUCGCGUCGACACCACUGUUCUCAGGCUUGUCCUCCGUUGCAAGCAAAUUGAAUGGCUACGUGAUGAAGGUGACGAUGAGGUUGAAGUCGAGCUGAAUCGGAAACUUGCCGACGCCGAAACUGCUCCGACCAGCGCUGAUGUGGCGAAGAAACUCCUUGGCAUGUCCAUCGACGAUCGAUCGAUCAGCGACCUCAGCGUGACGGAGAUGUCGGCCAACGUCACCGACGAGACAAUGGAAGUGAAAUCAGCAGAAGAUUCCGCAAUCGACUCAUCUCCCCCGACUCCCUCCAAGGAGACCAAGAAGAGGCCAGUCGCACCUCCCCCUCGACGGAGAACGAAGCUUAAGCUUGGCGUGUCGACCAAUGGUGCAUCGGAUGUGAAAGAGGUCAAGGUCUCUGAUGCACCGACCUCUUCAAACACUACUUUACUUCCUGUGCCUGAUCCAUCCGGCCCGGAAACUCCGGGCAGUGGUGGGAUUUCUUUGAAUCAAGCGGAUGCUAGUCCCUUCGCAGAUGAAAAUGAGGAGCGCUGA